GUGACAUUGACAGAUGUUUUUAUACAAUUAAACAUGUUCUCAUCUGACGUGAAGGGCAACUGUGUGUGUUUCAAAACCAUGAUUAAUGUCAAACAAAUGACUCACAAAUAUUUCGCAAUCUGGCACUGUAGUUUUACAGUAGAUGGAGUUGUGGUGCACAAUAGCAAAUGAAAGUGACAGCGCCUUAAUGACAGAGAAAUCAACCAAUCAUCGCUGGAGAAGGAGUUGUUUCUUAGUUUUCACUUUCACCAUUAGCACCGCAUGAAUUCUUCAAACUGUGUUCCCUUUUAGAUAUAAUUAGRGUAUACUUAGGAUUUCUGUGUAGAAAAGAGCAAGUGGAGUAAACUUACCAGGGACUGGGUAAAAAAAACAACUAAUUUUCAAGUUUAACGAAUUCUGCCUGCUCAUCACAAGAAGGUGGGGGCAUGUGAUAUGAUCAAGUUAUCUAGCUAGCUGGCUAGCCUCUGGGUGUAGCUGGCUAACCUCGACAUACACAGUGAAAACAAAGCCCUGUAUUAUCCGGACAGAAACGAUGUAUCUACCUUGAUGUACACAUCGUGUUUCUCGACGUAAAUUACGGGYAAAAAGUGAAGAUGGUUCACGUAUACAACUGCCAUCCCUUCGCUUCCCAGCAAAUCGUGCAAACCGAACAGGAGCCUGGGUUAGUGUGUUGUGGCGGGGGUGUCUUGUUUGUGGAGUCCGCGGGAGGAUGCAAGAUCGAGGCAUUUCAACUGGAAGCGGAGGGGUGCCCUCUUAUCUGCCGCUUCGCCACCAUGGGGACUGUGCAGAGCAUCUUGCACAGCGAGAUAGGGGACUACCUGGUGACCAUCGAGGAGAAGAACAAUGUCACCUACCUCCGCACCUACACCAACUGGCGCUACCAGGUGGCCGAGAAGACCCGUGUGGGUGUGCGUCUGCUGGGCCACUUCCUGCGUGGCUCAUCCAUGCGUGGAGCUCCCAAGGAGCAGAUGGAGAUCAUUGAGAUUCCGCUGUUUGAGCGCCCACUGUGUGUAGCGUGCUGUGGGGUGACAGGGGACCUGCUGGUGGGGUGUCCUAAGAGCCUGGUGCUGUUCAGUCUCAAGAGACAGGCCCUCAACGAUAAGCUCUCCAUCCUGGACUUUGAGCGUUGUCUGAUCCUCCACCUCCCAGGACUGUCGCCCCAACAGGUGGCAAUCUGUGCGGGGUACAUUGCCCUGCAGGCAGAGCUCGAAGUGCUGGUGCUCAAGCUGGAGAGACUUCCUGGCUCCGCCCCUACCCAGAAGUCAGCUGACAAGAAGUCCCAGGACCACUGUCUAGUCCCCAAGGAUAUGAUCACUGGAGCAGAACACAACAAUGAGAUAGAGAUGAGGACAGAGGGUCUUGCUGGUCACCUUGAUCAGGAUGACUUCUUCAUAUUCCCUAAGCACCAGGAGCUGCUGGGGGACAGGGCCAAGGACUGUGGGGUCAAGGUCUCUCUGGAGUGGACAGGCAUGGAGAGUGAGGCCAGGGGUAUCCUCGCUAUCACCUAUAUCUUAUACAGACGUUUUGCUCCAGACUUCUUCCAAGGCUGCAGUGUGGAGGAUACCCGCCUGCACUCCCUGCAGUUCCACCCUGUAUUCACCAGUAACCAGGAAGUGUGUGCUGGGGGCAGGAGAGGGGUGGAGCCGACGUGUGUGUUCUGUUUCUUCUCGCUGCCCAACACGGGCUACGUGUACAGCGUGAGGGGCYGAGUGGAGAUGGUCUCAGUCUAUCAGUAUCCAGAGAAAGCCCAGCAGGCCGUCCUCACUGACCUCUUCCUCCACAUCAUCACCAAGAAUGCUCUCCAGUGUUUCUCAGUGAGGUGUUCUGCAGUGGCAGCCAGAGCUGAGGACCCUUACAUCGAUACCACCAUGAAGGCCUGUCCUCCCAUCACCAUGGAGGUGUGUGCUUUGCGGAUCCAGCUGUUCAUUGGUCUAAAGGCUCUGUGUCAUGAUCGCCACCACAUCGUCCUGCUAACCGCUGCAGACGUGGAGACCAGGGAGGACACAGAGAGGGCUGCUCGCAGGAACCUGAAUAGGAAGUCAUCCUUCACCAAGCACCGGGAUCCCAUUGAGAUGAGUCACGGCUGGAAUCUAUACGUGGUCAACACCGUCCCCCCACUCCAACUCUACAAUGAGAUGGUGGAGUAUAGUAAGAAGUAUGAGGAGACCAACCCUCUGUCUCAGAGCUGUCUGCACCUGCUCAGUGAGGCCCACCUCCUCCUGAGAGCCACGCUCCUSGACCCCCGGGUGGGAAAUCCCGUGGAGCAGCCUCAGAGCAGUGACCAGAACCUAGCCCAGUCCCUGGGAUAUACAGCAACAGACAAAAUAGGCAGCACCACUGACAGAACCACAGACAGACAGGAGCUGCAGCAGGCCUUCCAGGAGAGCUGUGCCCAUUUAGGAGACUGCUUCAGUAGGUUUGAUAAGCGUGACUGCCACCUGGCCCUGCCCUACUAUAAGAUGUCAGGCCUGUCUGUGACWGAGGUYAUCUCCAGGAACAGGUGUCUGUCCAGCAGCCCCUGUGGCUAUGGGAAGGGGUUCCUCUUCUUCCUCAAACACUCACUCUAUGAGGAGACCAUGGAGGAGCUCACGGAGGAGACAGCCAACAAGGUGCUGGAUAUCUUCGGUGUGGCCGAGCCGUCCCAGCUCCCCCAUGUUAUAGCCAGCCCCUCCAUGGUCAGAGCCAGUCCUGACAGUGGCCUGGCCCACCUAGAGCGCCUAGAGUCCAUCGGAGCCCCCUCUGUACCCCUCACUCUCUCCAUGGCUGCCCUGGCCCUCCGCAUGGGAGACCUGCAGCUCUACAGACAACACAUGGACAGACACACAGAGAUGCUGCAGGUAUAUGGGUUCAUCGAGGAGCACAAACUGCUGCUGCAUGGCAGAGGGCACACGGUGGUGCCCACCCCCCUGGCACGCCACCUCAGGGACAGCCAGGAAGGUCUGCUGGUAGCAGCCAUGGUGGCGCUACACGAGAAUAACAAGGUCAAACUGGACGAGGCUGACCUCUUCUUCCAGAAGCUUUGUGGGAACCUGCCGGGGCCCCAGGGAGGCCCUCAGCUGCUGGUUGACUUCUGGGAAGCCUUGCUGAUGGCCUCGUCACAGGAAGCUGUCAUCCAGGAGCUGCUGUUCCGCCUCACCUCUGUCUACAUUGACCGCGUCACGCGCCGAGACAGCCACGGCAUGAAACCACUCAAGACCGCAGACGACCUGAUCAACUCAUGUUCUCACUAUGGUGUGCCGUAUCCCUGGGUCAGCAUCCUGACUCCAGCUUACUUCAGUAUCAUUCAAGAUCACCAGGAGGACCUCCAGAAACUACAGUCCCUGCUGUGCGGUCCCACCCUGGAUGUGUCGUCCAUCCUGCCCCUGUUGGAGCAGCUGCCGGACGGGGACAAUGCGGGGCUAAGUGUGCACUUGCUCUGUGCCACCAAGCUGGACCGCCACGAGAGCUCCAUCGAGAGGCUUCUGGACCGAUGUCCUCAGGCCAUCAUCCCCUAUGCUAACCACGAGCUGCAGAAUAACAAAAUGACUCUGUGGUGGCAGAAACUGUUUCCUGAGCUGUGUGAGAGAACCAGAGCAGCAGGGGGAGAGAACACCAUCUUACUGUCUGCACUCAAAGAAACGCUGGUGGUGGUUGCCAUGGAGCUGAACCCACUGGAGUUCCUGGACCUGUUGCCUGAUGAUGGGACGGCACACUUCUUCCUGCCUCACCUGCUGGAGUGCAGCCAGAGAAAUCUCAUGACGUAAGAACCGUGUGGAAUGGAUAUACAGUAGCUCUUAAAAAACAUUUCAUGGUCCACCCAAAUUCUAGGACAGCUUUUGAACAAGUGUCCAUUAAUCAAACGGUAUGCUGGUUUGAAUGGGAAUUUCCCUAACGAUUCRAAUUCAAUAGAGGGUCUUAAACAUGGACCGUACUGGACAAUCAACCACUUAGUGUGGAGUGAGCCUCUCAAACACUAGCUACUACUGUAGAGCCUAAUGAAAAUGGCCCACAUACCAAAAACAACCAUGUUUAUAGUCAUUAGUUAAUUGAGGUGCAGAGACACUGAUUUUACGACCUCAAUUCUGUCUUUCUGUUCCAAAGUAUUGAUGCCGCGUCCCUAGUCAUACCCUGCAGUGGUACUAGUCCUCUAUGUAGACUCCCCUGAUACACUGCGAGACCUUUUCUUUACGACAGAGUAUUAUGAACUUGAUGUUAAGUUACACACUGGACUGUUCAUUGGUUGAAGAGAAAAGGUGGUUCAAUAACUUGGAAUGAAGGGAGCUUCUCUGAAAGCUAUGACCUCGCUGUYUAAAUCGUGAUGUUUUGCUUGCGGCAUUAAUAAAUGCUCUAAAAAAAUAAAAAUAUUUAAUUUGCA
Molecule: messenger RNA, 4354 nt
Organism: Salvelinus sp. IW2-2015
Lineage: Eukaryota; Metazoa; Chordata; Actinopteri; Salmoniformes; Salmonidae
Gene: hps3
Product: HPS3 biogenesis of lysosomal organelles complex 2 subunit 1
Biological process (GO): organelle organization
Cellular component (GO): cytoplasm
Source: RefSeq, a predicted model, not a curated record